AUGCGGGGCGCGACGCGGGCGGCUGGGGGGCGCGCGGGGCAGCUGUGGCCGAGGCCCCCCGCCCCGGGCCCUGGACCGCCGCCGCUGUUGCUGCUGCUGGCCGUGCUACUGGGCGGCGCGGGCGCGCAGUACUCGAGCGACCUGUGCAGCUGGAAGGGGAGCGGGCUGACGCACGAGGCCCACAGGAAGGAGGUGGAGCAAGUUUACCUGCGCUGCUCGGCGGGCACCGUGGAGUGGAUGUACCCGACCGGGGCGCUCAUCGUGAACCUGCGCCCCAACACCUUCUCGCCCUCCCGGCACCUGACUCUGUGCAUCAAGCCCCUCAGGGGAUCCUCGGGGGCCAAUAUUUAUUUGGAAAAGACUGGAGAGCUGAAACUGCUGGUGCGGGACGGGGACCUCGGGCCCGGCCAGGCGCCGUGCUUCGGCUUCGAGCAGGGGGGCCUGUUCGUGGAGGCGACGCCACAGCAAGACAUCAGCAGGAGGACCACGGGCUUCCAGUACGAGCUGACCAGCAGGCGCGCGGGGCCGGACCUGCACGCCCUGUCGGCCCCGUGUCGCCCUUGCAGCCACACAGAGGUUCUCUUGGCCGUCUGCACCAGCGACUUUGUCGUCCGAGGCUCCAUCCAGAAAGUUAUCCACGAGCCGGAGCGGCAGGAGUCGGCCAUCCACCUGAACGUGAGCCGGCUCUACCGGCAGAAGAGCAGGGUGUUCCGGCCAGCCCCCGAGGGCGAGGGUGGAGGCUGGCGGGGGCGCGUCUCCACGCUGCUGGAGUGCGGCGUCCGGCCCGGGCACGGCGAGUUUCUCUUCACCGGCCACAUGCACUUUGGGGAGGCCUGGCUCGGCUGCGCCCCACGCUUCAAGGAUUUCCAAAGGAUGUACAGGGACGCUGAGGAGAGGGGGAUGAACCCCUGCGAGAUGGGCACGGAGUGA
Molecule: messenger RNA, 930 nt
Organism: Rangifer tarandus platyrhynchus (Svalbard reindeer)
Lineage: Eukaryota; Metazoa; Chordata; Mammalia; Artiodactyla; Cervidae
Source: the annotation of a GenBank genome assembly